CUUACCAUUUCGCAACGUUGCAGAUCCGGUGAUGACGCUAAUGCCCGGCCAGGAGCCAAACGUAGGCAUGUUCAUCGAGGAACACAAAAAGCGUGCCGAUGGUGACCCAAAUGCACCGCCUUUCGACGACUUACGCAAUUACGCUUAUGAAGGUGGUGGUAGCACAGCCGGCUCGCUGAGUUCGCUGGCCUCUGGCACUGACGAUGAGGCGCACGAGUAUGACUUCUUGGGCUCGUGGGGGCCUCGCUUUGGUAAACUGGCCAACAUGUAUGGUGAUGAAGCGAACGCUAAAGCUGCACAUGCCGAAUUAGGAUUGUAAGACCACAAAGAAUAAAACUAAGGGAAUUUUUUAUUAAAUUAAAUAGAAGCAGCGAAGUAAAGAAAAGAAACAAAAAAAGACAGCCAAGCGAACGUGAGCGCAUACAAAAACGAAAAUGCGAAUGAAGUUAUGAGCAGCAAUUAAAUUAUUAUGAUAGUGUAGUCCAACCAAAGAAAAUAUUAAAAAAUUAUUUAAAGAGAAGCAGAGUGAUUGUAAGUAGCUCACGCAAUAC
Molecule: messenger RNA, 551 nt
Organism: Rhagoletis pomonella (apple maggot)
Lineage: Eukaryota; Metazoa; Arthropoda; Insecta; Diptera; Tephritidae
Product: neural-cadherin-like
Exons: 2
Coding region: 32-319 (95 amino acids)
Biological process (GO): homophilic cell-cell adhesion
Cellular component (GO): catenin complex
Molecular function (GO): cadherin binding; calcium ion binding
Source: RefSeq, a predicted model, not a curated record